Ostrinia nubilalis (European corn borer) is the source of this 3968-nucleotide messenger RNA. It is a transcript of the gene Dpp10, whose product is annotated as inactive dipeptidyl peptidase 10. Gene Ontology annotation, molecular function: serine-type peptidase activity; dipeptidyl-peptidase activity. Gene Ontology annotation, cellular component: plasma membrane. The transcript is spliced from 19 exons. Gene Ontology annotation, biological process: proteolysis. The coding region runs from base 239 to 2863 and encodes 874 amino acids. Lineage: Eukaryota; Metazoa; Arthropoda; Insecta; Lepidoptera; Crambidae. The record is from RefSeq and is a predicted model, not a curated record.
CGCGCGGUUCCCGCUGAAACAAUCGAGUAACCAAUUAGCAAUAACCUCACCGCGUUCCAAAUUUGAAACGUUCCAAUUUUGAAAAUUUGUGUGUGUUGUGCUUUUUAUUCUAGUUUGACACUGGCUGGUUAGAAACAAAAGUGAACGAAUAACCCAAUGAGCGCGUGAGAUGUGCCCCGCGUGCUUGAGUUCGUGACGUGCGAUGCGCGCGCACUGACGUGCUGAGUGACGCGACAACAUGGCCGACCCCGACGCGUUCGACGAUGAGAAGCUGGUUGUGGGCGGUCAGAAUCAGAGGAACUGGCGAGGGAUCCUCAUCGCACUCCUGGUGAUCGUGGCUGUGCUGGCACUGAUCGUGACAUCGGUGGUGCUGCUGACACCCCCGGAUGAAGGGCCCAGGGUCAAGGGCAGGCGGCUGCGGAUCCAGGAUCUGCUGACUGAUGAUCUGACGCCAGUGAGGUGGAACGGCACGUGGAUUUCUGGCGAUGAGUACGUGUACCACGACGUGUGGGGCGGCAUCAGCCUCAUGUUCGCUGCUAACCAGACCUCCAAGACCCUCAUGCCCAACACCACUUUUAGAGUGUUGGAGCCAGCAUCGUUCUCCGUGUCGGCGGACCGACGGUUCCUGCUCCUGGCCCAGGGCUUGAAGAGGAUCCACCGCCACUCCUACCUAGCCCGGUACACCGUGUACGAUAUACUCACUACAGAGUCGUACCCCCUAACCCCUCUACCAGACGAGGUGGGGGGCGUCAUAACCGAGGGGCCCCACUUACUACUGGCCACAUGGACCCCCAAGGGUCACGGGCUUAUCACCGUGAAAGAUUACGACAUCUACUACAGGCCGGCCCCCCGGUCGUCUACGGGGUACCGGGUGACAGAAACGGGGAUUCCCGGGACGAUUCAUAAUGGUGUCCCGGAUUGGCUGUAUGAAGAGGAGGUCCUCAAGUCCCGGUCAGCAUUAUGGAUGUCAGCUGACGGCCACAUGGUGUUAUAUGCCACCUUCAACGACAGUCUCGUGCACGAGCAGAAGUUCUCCUGGUACGGCCCCGCUCUGGACACUGAUGACCCCUCAAAGACCUACCCAGAGAUCAGGAGUGUCAGAUAUCCGAAGCCUGGCACCAACAAUCCCACAGUGACACUGACGGUGGCUGACAUCGCCGACCCCAAACACAUCAGGACCAGGCACCUGACACCACCCAAAGUUAUCAUUGAAGAAGGGGACUACUACUUCACCAGCGCUCAGUGGGUGUCCCUCACAGAAGUCUGCGUGGUGUGGCUGACCAGAACUCAAAACCUCUCCGUGGUGUCCGUCUGCAAGAGCCCCAUGUGGUACUGUCAGGAGGUAUACAGGAUAUCCUCCGGCAACGACGGCUGGGUGGAAUCAGCACCGUCCCCCCUCUGGUCUGCCGGAGGGGGAGCCCUGGUCACGUUAGCCCCCAUCAGGGACGGACCAGCAGGCCUGUUCAGGCACAUAGUGAGGACUGAACAUAAUGCACACGGGCCGAGAGCGCUACCUCUUACGCACGGCAGCUUUGACGUGGUGAAGCUGCUGGCGUGGGACCACACGAAUCAGCACAUAUACUACCUGGGUAUACCCGAAGGCAAGCCAGGCCAGCAGCACCUGUACAGAGUGUCGUCGGAGCCGCCGCGGCCGGGCUCGCCGCAGAAGCUCCCUUACUGUGUCACGUGUAAUUCACAACCAUCGCCGUCCAUCAACCUGGAGUACUACGGCAGCUUGGCGUCCUCAGGGGACAGUACUUGGGACGCAGACUGGGAUGAGGAGCUACCAACUGCUACGUCCCCCUCGCCUUCCAAUAAGAAGAGGAAGAAGAAACACCCUGAGGGCAUGCCCCAGAACCUCCCGUGCCUGUACCACGAGGCGCACUUCAGUCCCUCAUCAGCAUACUUCGUGCUGGAGUGCCUCGGCCCUGGAGUGCCGACCUCCAGCCUCCACAAGAGUGCCCUGCCAGAGCCCAGGGCACUGCUACACUUAGAGAAUAAUACUGCUGUUAAGGAGCGGCUAUCCUCAAUAGCGCUGCCCACCCCCAGGACAUUCUCCGUGCAGCUGUCCAGCGGGCAUGCAGCCAGGGUAAGGCUGCUACUCCCACCAGGGCUCAGGGAAGACGAGGUCACCAAGUACCCUCUGGUGUUGAUGGUGCACGGCGCACCAGGGACGCAACUAGUGACAGAGCGAUGGAGCCUCGACUGGUGCAGCGUGGCGGCGGGGGCGGGGGCGGUGGUGGCGGCGGUGGACGCGCGGGGCGCGGGCGGCAGGGGGCUGGCGGCGCACCACGCGCUGCACCGGCGCCUGGGCACGGUGGAGCUGGCUGACCAGCUGGAAGUCGCUGAGUACCUUCGCGAUUCCCUCCACUUUAUCGACGCCCGCCGAGUGGCGGUGUGGGGCCGAGCGCACGGAGGCUUUCUGGCGUCCCUGGCUCUGGCCAGCCCGUUGAGUGUCUUCCAUUGUGGCAUCGCCAUCACCCCCAUCGUCCGCUGGCGAUAUUACGCGUCAGCAUACGCAGAGCGCUACAUGGGCUUCCCGAACGCGACGGGCAACUACCGGGGGUAUGCCGACGCUGACGUCACGAAGCAAGCAGCAGCGUUGCACGACAAGAUGUUGCUGUUGGUGCACGGCACAGCAGAUGACAAUGUCCACGUGCAGCAGACGAUGGCGCUGGCUAAGGCGCUAGCUGAUCAUGGAAGCAUGUUCCGGCAGCAGAUUUACCCUGACGAAGGCCACAGCCUGGAGGGAGUUAAGCGCCAUCUCUACAGGACCAUGUCUUCGUUUCUGGACGACUGCUUCCGCAAACAGGUGCCCCCAGAGACGAAGGCGGGACUGCGGAACGGUGGGAACCUCGACUGAGAUACGUGGAGGGAUGAGGAGUUGUACUCUUGGUAAACGCAAGAAAUAGUCGUGAAACUAAUUAGGAAAAACUUUAAAGCCCUAUUGAACCCGUAGUACAACCUUUUCCAUAUCCUACCCACACUGUCUACUGCCAAUGAGUGGACUCUUAACACAUCAAACUUUUUGUGAUACAUAGUUUUAUAGACUUGUGAGUUCGACCCUCUAUUUAAGGAGUUGCUGCGAUCCCGUUGCUCUACUGUGGUGUUUAAGUGAUUGUGAACUGUCAAUUUCACGUAACUCGACUGAUCGUCUCUUGUUACUGCGCAUGUAGACGUGGCAGUAUGCGACAAUAACGAACAUAAUAUUAAUUUUUAUUGUAAAUAAAUCAUGUGCAUUAUUUGACAGGCAGGCAACGGUGUCGUGGGUAAACAGCGUAGCCUAAGGAGCCUUCUAUGAACACUGCGUUAGUUCAUAGAAGAAAAUUAUCGGUGAGACGUGCUAUUAUUAAACGUGUUAUCGAUCCGCAAUCGGUUUAUGCGAAUAUCACGAUAAAAACGUUGUAAAAUUUUAGCACUAAGUUACAUCAUAUUAAUUAAGCAAAUGUGACCAAUGAAAAAUUCGAACGUAAAUUGGCACAAAACAAGUUUUGAGAUCUAGAAUCUAUAUCUGUAUCGUGUUUGAGAAGAAAUUACGAAGAUAUUUAAAUCAAACGUCGCUAAACCAAAGAAUGGUAUUAUCGAAUGCCUAAAGAUUUAUUACCAGGACUUAAUGGGUCCUGUAAUUAAUAUCACAAGUUGAAUCGUAGCUGAGAAUCCUUCAGAAGGAUUUAAAUUAUUUAUACGAAUCGCAAUCCGAGAUAAUUCGUAAACUUUAUGUAGUGAAAACUAAAUAAUUUACGACUUUUUGAAUUUUGAUCUGGAUAUUCUUUUGCAUGUAACAUAUUCGCAAAAUUUCACAUUUGACUACAUUUGGAAUUAUACUUCUUUUUAGGAACAUAUUGACUUCAAAACUAUUUUAAAUAACUAAAAGCGUUUAUAAUAAAACCCAUUUAUUGACUCCAAUGCGUUCACUAGGUUUAAAAAUAAAUUAGUAAAUAAAUUAGGAAUUAAAACGUUAAAUUAUU